AUGGCUGAAUGGGAAGAUGAUUGGGUUGAAGAAUCGCCGGCAAAUAUUACUCCAGCAACUCAACAAAAUGCAGCGAGAGCGGCACCUUCAACUCGACAAUAUCGGGGCAGAACUUUCCGAGGGAGCAACCGAAAUUCGAGUAAUGAUUCAAAUUGGAGGGAACGUGGUAAUACCAGCAACGACAGUGGUGAUUAUCGCCGCAACUUCGACCGAGAUGGAGCAGGCGGACGACGUGACUUUGAGCGAGACGCUGGUAACAAGAAAGUUAUUUAUGUUCCGUCUAACAAAGUGGGCCGAAUCAUAGGCAAAGGAGGAUCGAAAAUAAAAGAUCUUCAAUUUGAAUCAGACACUCGGAUCAAAGUAGGAGAUUCCAAUGGGAAUGAAACUGUUGUCACCAUCACGGGCACGGAUGAUGCUAUAUCGAAAGCUCAAGAAAUGAUAGAAAAACUCACUGAAGAUUUUAAACCUCGAGAAAAGGAAGACUAUGGUAACAAAGAGGAAAGUGAAACUCGGACCACAGAGUUUUUUAAAAUAAACGAGAAUGGCGAUCAAGUUAUUGAUUGGGAUAAGCUUAAUGCCUAUCAUAAUGAGGUACAACAGAGUCGUUACGAAAAAUUACCUCCUAUAAUUAAAGAUUUUUAUAAAGAAGAUCCUGCUAUAGCAGCAAUGUCAAAUGAAGAGGUUAAACGAUGGAGACUGGCUAAUUAUGAUAUUCAAGUCAAGAGAACUUUUGAAGAUAAACCUGGUUUGCGCAAAAUUCCCAAUCCAGUUCUGACUUUUGAGCAAGCAUUUAAAGACUACCCUGACAUCUUGACAGAAAUAUACAAACAGGAUUUUAAAACACCCUCUCCAAUACAAAGCCAAGCUUGGCCCAUUCUUCUGAGCGGUGAAGACAUGAUUGGGAUAGCUCAGACUGGCACAGGGAAAACUUUGGCUUUUCUUUUGCCUGCCCUCAUUCAUAUUGAUGGCCAAACAGUGCCACGAGAAGAAAGAGAAGGCCCUACCGUACUUAUCUUGGCUCCUACCCGGGAGUUAGCCAUACAAAUAGAUAAAGAAGUUUCAAAGUACCAAUAUAAAGGUAUUAAAUCAGUAUGCCUGUACGGAGGAGGGGAUCGUAAAGAACAAAUAAAAGUUGUGGAGAAAGGAGUUGACAUUGUAAUAGCAACUCCCGGCCGACUUAACGAUUUAAUAAUGGCUCGCCACCUCAACAUUAUUAACUUCUCAUACAUCGUGUUGGAUGAAGCUGACCGCAUGCUGGACAUGGGUUUUGAACCACAAAUAAGGAAAUCAUUAUUUGAUGUUAGACCAGAUCGUCAAACAGUGAUGACGUCAGCCACAUGGCCGCCAGGAGUGCGGCGUCUCGCUGAGUCUUACAUGAAAGACCCCAUACAAGUGAAUGUGGGAUCUUUAGAUCUCGCCGCUGUGCACACUGUCACUCAAAAAAUAUUGUUUGUCGAAGAAGACGACAAAGAACCUGCCUUGUUUGAAUUCUUGAACAACAUGGAUCCAACUGAUAAAGUAAUCAUAUUUUGUGGCAAAAAAGCCACAGCAGUACACAUUUCCACAGAACUAUGCAUCAGAGGCAUAGAAUGUCAAUCACUGCAUGGUGAUAGAGAUCAAACGGACCGGGAGGCAGCUUUGAAUGAUAUGGUUGAUGGAUCCGUUAAUAUUUUAGUAGCAACUGAUGUGGCGUCCAGGGGUAUAGAUAUAAAAGAUUUGACUCAUGUUAUCAACCUAGACUUUCCGAGACAUAUUGAAGAAUACGUGCACAGAGUCGGUAGAACCGGCCGGGCCGGAAAAACUGGAACAUCGUUGACUUUUGUCACUAGACAAGAUUGGGGAAGUGCUAAGGAACUUAUUAAAAUCCUCGAAGAAGCUAAUCAGGAAGUUCCCGAUGAGUUGGUAAACAUGGCGUCAAGAUUUGAAGCCAUGAAAUUGCGUAAAGAAAAAGAAGGUUCCGGCCGUGGUCGUGGGGGUAGAGGUGGAGGCGGAGGUUACGGCCGUGGUAGAAGAGACCGCUGCUCUUUGAGACGCGCGCGACAUGCGAUGAUGUACGCUCGAGUCUUGUUCUGGUCGGGCGGUGUGCUAUUCUUGCUCGUCCGCAACCCCCUUAGCAAGGCCAGACGCCCGGAGUGUCUCCUAGUGCGGCAGCUGAGUCGUGAAGAGUCAACCUCCUAUUUUGCGAGUACGACUGCAAAAAGAAGAAACGGUUUCACGGUGCGGUCCCUUUCGUACCGCACCACGACCUUCUACUACGGCCGGACGCGAGAGGUCGUUGCCGCUGAUCACUUAUCUAAAGACACGACUGACCCAAGCAGAGCAAAUCGCCACCGUGUUUUUUUUAGCAGGGCAGGCAUUUGGCUGCUAUCAUGCCUGGUGGUAACCGAUAAUGCGACCUACGAUGGAGCAUGCCUGCUUACUCAGGCCUUGAAGACACUCAGUAUACCCUUCGGGGAACACAGACUCCAACAGAGAAUUCUUCUCCUUAGCGGUUUAUAA
This is a messenger RNA of Spodoptera exigua (beet armyworm), 2499 nucleotides long. NCBI's taxonomy places the organism in Eukaryota, Metazoa, Arthropoda, Insecta, Lepidoptera, Noctuidae. The record is from the annotation of a GenBank genome assembly.